AUGUCUUCGAUGCCCAAGAGGAAGAAAGUGCCCGCAUCAGGCGGCAUCAGGAAUUACUUCGCACCUAUUCAAAGACCCCAGAAAAUACCCAGCUCAUCUCAGGCAUCCUCCAGCGCCCUCAGCGCUCUAACAGUUACACCAACACCACCUGACGCGGCUCUGACUCUGAGUCCUCCGUUACAGGAUGCAAUCGUUGUCCAGACAUCUCCGCCCAGGCUCGGCUCUGUCUCCUUACCGGUCACCCCAAAGAAACCCGAGCCAAGGAGACCAGUGAGCAGGGAUGCAGUCAUCGCCGCUUCCGACGAUGAAGACAGCGAUGUCUCCUUCGAGGCCCUAGAGGACAUCUUGGCCGCUCGCCAAUGCCCCGCUACUCCGGCGAAGUGUCGGACGCCUAACGCAAUGUUCUCAACUCCUCAGAGGAAGAGGGGAGACUCCAUCUUCUCGUCGCCUCUAACUAUCCAGCCGCGAGAGCCCCAGUUCAAAAUGGCUGACCUGCUCAACGCUGCAAAGAGGGAUAGUAACAUCGAGGCCAGUCUGUCGCGCUUUCACGAACGGGAGAAAGAUACAGGCGUGAAAAAGUUUGAGUUUAAGCUGGCAGGCGAGUCCUUGCGUCGAACCCUGGAAGCUACCGUGGGCGAUGAGCAUGACCAUAGGUUGGACAAGGUGGUCAGGGCUGUGGAGCGGACUGAGCCUAUCUCCAAGAGAGGAGGCUGGUUCUUCUUUCAGCCUGCUGAAGAGACUCGCCUCUCCAAUCGCCAUAAAUUUCCAUCUAGAUCCGUAAACGCCAUCUGUGGUAGGCAACCAGCCGUCAAGCAUGAAAAGGAUCUUGAUUUAAACUACCUCAACAAGUCCAUGCGUCUUACCAAAUCUCCGCUUCCAGAUGAACUCUUUUUGUGGCUCUUGGAUGAGCUCUGCACCGAGAGGUCUGGUAUGAGGAGAGAAGGCAUGUGUGAACUGGUGCGGCUCUGCAGCGAUGACAUUGCCGCCGACAAACUCACCCCGAGAUAUCUUGAGGGGUUGUUCUUGCGCCUCGGCGCAAAUCAAGACAUCAAGUCUCUUUCCAAGAAAAAGAGGCUGAAGCCCGUCCGAUCCUCUGACGAAGGGUUUUACAAGCGAGACUGGCAAUGUUUGUGCUCAGUUCUUAACAUGGUCUGGAUUAUUGCUGAGAAGCUUUCAACCGAAUCGUCAGUCUAUCUCAUCCAGCUCCUCAUCGCCAUGUCCGUGGAUCCUGAACUUUUACACGAUCCUGGGGUAAUGGUUUCGUACCGGCAUCUUCUCCAUCAACUCGUGGCUGUGCUGCCGAGGGAGCAGUGGGAUAACAUUUGCGAGGAGGUAACCUCGACCAUAUAUUACUCGUUCACCUCGGCUCCAAUGCGUCUCAGGUCACUUCAGACCCUACCCCCAACAAACACUAGAAUGCAUGACUUGAGGCGACGGAUGGCUGCCGUCUAUUUCUUUAACGAUAUCUCAUUUGCAAGGCAAUCUCCCGACCUGUCAUUCACUUUGACAGAUAUUAGGCAGCACCUGCAGAGUAGCAAGUUCAAAAUCAAGUCCGACACGGAUUAUGACGAACUUAGAGCACUGGUCCUUCUGCUUGACAUGACCAUCGACUCCGGAUUCAAGUCCGAUACUACCGAUCCCUUGCAGCACGAUAUCGCGAGAAAAUCGUUUGACGAGGAAAUCGACAACAUCACCACCCUCCUCAAAGAGCUCGCAAGAAGCAUCAAUGAUGCGGGGAUGAAGUCCAUCGUUCCGAUGGAGGCCAAGCUGGCCAUGGAAUGGGUUGGCGAGAGACUAACCUACACCGUCCGCACGAAACCAGUGCCCAAGAUUAGCAUUUAUGACAUACCAGGCCCGAUCCUCCAGCACGACGCCGGCUAG
Scedosporium apiospermum is the source of this 1881-nucleotide messenger RNA. RefSeq lists its product as uncharacterized. The record is from RefSeq and is a predicted model, not a curated record. The coding region runs from base 1 to 1881 and encodes 626 amino acids. The transcript is spliced from 3 exons. Lineage: Eukaryota; Fungi; Ascomycota; Sordariomycetes; Microascales; Microascaceae.